CUCAAGGUCUUUGUGGCCUUCCCCCACCCUGGACAUUUACGUUUUCCCGCGUUGACCCCGCGGCGCGUCCCCCCCCCUCUCCGCGACUAUGCGCGGGCUGCGCUUCGGGGCCCUGCUGCUGGCGGCGGGCACGUGGGCCGGCGCGGGCGGCCAGUGCCUGGACGAGGCCGGGGCCGCCGUGGAUUGGUGGCUCUUGCUGAAGCACCCCGCCACCUUCGGGGGCGACGGCUCGGGAACGCAGUAUGUCUACGUGACCUCUUCAGACACGUCCAGCUUGAAACCUGGCGAAGGCAAAGUCACAGAUGCAGAUUCUCUGCUGGGUCGUCAGAUAGAGGGCGUCUACUCUGGGCGUGAUGUGAACUACGUCAUGUACAACGACCAGACACCCGACGGAAAUUAUUCGCUCGAGUAUGGGCACAGCAAGGGUUUCUUCGCUUACAAUUCGACCAACGGGUACUGGGUGCAGCACUCGAUCCCGCAUUUCCCGAAUUACCAGAGCAAGGGGUACCUCUAUGGCAGCGGCCAGGAGAGGUACGGGCAGCAUGCAUUCUGCAUGACGAUGUCGCCUGAGGCGAUUAAUGAGGUCGCAGAAGUAAUGAGAUUCUCCAACGGCUGGAUCUACGACCACAGAACUGACGGGUCGCUGCCCAAUGUGGAGGACAUCGUGACAGGGAAGAAUAUCGACAUGAAGGGCACCAUUCAUAAGGAUGUGCAAACCGCCUGGGGCGUGGUCAAGUUGUUCGGCAAGACCGAGAACUUUGACUCUGGCAUGGUGCCAGAGUUGAUCGCCCCAGAGUUGAAGCAGACGAUGUUGGUCCAGAGUUGGCUCAAUAGUGGGGGCCCUCUGGGCCCAUACUGCCCAGCUUCGCAGUUCGACGUCUUCGAUAUCAGGAAGGUUGCACUAGGCGCUGGCGACACGCACGAGACUCGCUACGACCACAGCAAGUGGACCGUCGCAAAGAGUCCGGACAGCAAUUGGUUCUGCGGGGUGGACAACAACCAUGUGAGGAGCCAUGGAUUGCGCAAAGACCCAUUUAAAGCCUCCAGAAUGUCAUAAGCAUUUCUGGGGCCGCUGACCCCCGCCGCCAAAGAUACUAGGGGCGACCAUGUUUUCGUGCACUUCUUGGGCGCUUCCUUGGCGAUUCUUCGGUGCUUCUUUGAAUUCCGUGGAGGGGGGGUAUCUUUGAGCCUUUCCAGGCCAGUCUUGCUCUAACAGCGGGCACACUGAUACUUGAGAAGUCAGGGUGACCACUUCAGAAGUACUCGAGAAGGCUUUCGAACCCUUGCUCGAGGCCGGCUUCUCGCUCUGAGUCUCCGAGGCAGCGCCUCGCUUACGGGUCCUGAAG
Messenger RNA from Prorocentrum cordatum, 1346 nucleotides. The record is from the annotation of a GenBank genome assembly. Lineage: Eukaryota; Dinophyceae; Prorocentrales; Prorocentraceae.